AUGAUAGAGGAAAAAAUUGUCAUUCAUGUGGCAAGACUAGAGGACGUCACAGCCACUGAUUGGCUCAACGUUGGGAAAGGGGGCGUGACCUGCGGAGCCGUACAAAAGGCACAUGGUUUACGAGAAGUAGUCUAUCCGGCGCGAAUCGGGCGGCAUGGAAAUGCUCACACUACACAUUUUAUAUCAAAAAGAAGUUCUAGUUAUGUGCAAAAUUUUGAUUCAAAUGUUCAGUAUGUGCUCUCAGCCUUUGGGAGAAAUUUUUCUCUGGACCUUUCUUUUACCAAGGAGUUUAUAGCACCGACAUUAGUAGUGCAAUAUUUUUCUAGAAAUAAUACAUGGUUUAAUGAGAGCCAUGAGAAUGUUGGACUGUCACGGUGUUUCUAUACUGGUCGGAUUAACCAAGAUUUAAAUUCGAGGGCUGUAUUCAGCCUGUGUGAGGGCCUGUGUAUCUUUAGUAAGAAACCAGACGAUUCAGCAGAAAUAGGGUUAUGGUGUACACUCGUCAGUUGUAAUAUAAACAAAGAUCGACUUAAGCGAAUCGGUGCAAGACUUGGGGGAGGAAAUGAAGUCAUAAAACACAUCAGAGACGGCAAGGACGUGAAAAAUGACUCGGUCAACAUGCCAGUUGACGGAAUCCCUCAGGGUUUUGUUACAGCGAAUAACCAAGUUCAGAGCCUAGGCCCUCCAUAUCAGGAAGUCUGCCUCAUUACAUCUACAAACAUUCACAUACACAAAAAUAGAACCCAAGAAUCUCACUGUGGUGUACAAGAAAAUUAUAAGCACACUAGAAGGAAAGAUGAAGGUGAAGUUAGGUCUAAAAAUACAGUAGCAAAGAAUUCUUCAUUUAAUUCCGAAAGUGCAAAAACUGUUGUAAAUAAUUCAUCUGUAAAGGAAUCAUCGAAAUCGUCAUUAUCCCAGUCAUCAUCAAAAUCAUUGCCCUUUCGUCAUCAUCUCCUAAAGCGUUCAACUUCAUAUAAACGCAAUGUGGAAGUUAUGGUUGCUGCCGAUAACAAGAUGUUACAAUACCACGGAAACGACCUUGAAAGAUACAUCUUAACCUUGAUGGCAAUAGUCGCAAGCAUAUACAAAGAUUCAUCAGUUGGCAAUUAUAUCAACAUAGUGGUGGUGAAAAUAGCUGUGUUUAGAUCAGAACAAGAUGGGCCUCGAGUAACCUCAAAUGCUGCAGCCUCACUCAAAGACUUCUGCACCUGGCAAUACGUGAACAAUCCGUCAGACGACAGUGACCCGGACCAUUAUGAUACAGCUGUUCUUAUUACAAGACAGAACAUAUGCAGAUCUCGAUACAAAUGUGACACACUAGGAUUAGCAGAACUAGGGACCAUGUGUGACCCACGCAGGAGUUGUUCGAUCAUUGAAGAUAACGGCAUCAGUGCUGCUUACACCAUUGCUCAUGAACUAGGACAUGUAUUCAGUUUGCCUCACGAUGAUGACAAGAGAUGUAAAAAGUUUUUAAAGGGACCCUACUCAGACCAUAUCAUGUCCCCCACACUGGACCACAACACCAGUCCCUGGACCUGGUCCCACUGUAGCUCUUCACUCAUUACCAGGUUCAUUGAUGCAGGUUCUGCGGAAUGUUUAUUGGAUCGCCCUGGAAGACGAAGAGAAAGAUCAGAGAAAGGUGAACCAGGAGAACUAUACGGCAUUGAUAAACAGUGUGCCCUCAUGUUUGGACCAAACUUUAAGAUCUGUCCUUAUAUGCUGGAUUGUAAGCGACUCUGGUGUACAGAUAGCAAAUCCAAAUCCAAAGGCUGUAAGACUCUCCAUAUGCCGUGGGCAGACGGGACCAGAUGUGGAAUGGGCAAGUGGUGCCAGCAUGGAGCUUGUGUGGCAAAAUCAAUCCCCAAAAGAGUUGAUGGAAGCUGGGGUGAUUGGGAGAUGUAUGGUGACUGUACCACAUCCUGUGGGGGAGGGGUUCGAAUGGCCAUCCGCAAAUGUAACAACCCUGAGCCAGCCAAUGGAGGUCGGUACUGCACCGGACAAAGAACCAGAUAUAAAUCGUGUAAUACCAAGCCCUGUGACCCUGGCAGCAAAGACUUCCGUGAAAUACAGUGUUCAGCUUUCGACAACAGCCUGAAAUUUCAAGGCCUUCCAUCCAAUGUCAGAUGGGUCCCAAAGUAUGCAGGAAUUCGCUUGAAAGAUGUCUGUAAGCUAUACUGCAGGGCUUCCUCUAGUUCUGCUUACUAUCUUCUGAAAGACAAAGUUGUAGAUGGAACCAAAUGUGGACCUGAUACAUUUGAUAUGUGUGUCAAUGGCAUGUGCCAGAAAGCCGGCUGUGACAAUAAACUAGGCUCCACCAUGGUGGUAGACAGAUGUGGCAUUUGUGGUGGUGACAACUCAACAUGCCGCAUGGAGCGAGUCUUCAAUCGUUUCAACCUGGUUAACUUAACUUAUGGGUACAACUAUGUUCAUACCAUUCCAACUGGAGCAAGAGAAAUUGUGAUAAAACAGCACGGUGUAGUGUCCGGACUUGAUGAAGAUGGCAAUUUUCUAGCUUUAAAGAAUGAAACUCAUCGUUUCAUUUUGAAUGGCAACAAGACCAUAAAUGUGGCCAAGACCAGGAUUCGAGUGACAGGAGCCUGGAUAGAAUACAGUGGAUCAGGGGCAGUUGUAGAGAAGAUCAAUGCUACAGGACCAAUCCAAGAAAGCAUCUCACUAUGGGUGCUGUCAGUUGGAGAGUUAUUUCCCCCUAAUAUAGAGUACACCUACGUCCUUAAUGUGGAGUCACGGUUUGUGUGGAGUAGUGAUGGGCCAUAUGAACCAUGCAACAAUACAUGCCAAGGUUAUAGAAAGCGGACUGUUGUGUGUGUUAGUGAUGAUGAAGAGAAGAUUAUUGUCUCAGAUAAAAAAUGUGAGCGUCUUGAGAUUCCCAAGCCAAUCCCAAGAACAGAGCAUUGCAAUAUGGAAUGUUCUCUUAGGUGGGAGGCUGAAAGACAUGAAUGUUCAGCUAGAUGUGGAGAAGGGGUGUCUAAACAGACUGUAAGGUGUAUAAAGAAGACCAACUGGAGGGAAGAAACUGUCUCUGAAGAUCAGUGCAAGGGGUCAGGGCACCGCCCUGGGGACCUUGUUAUGUGUACAGGGGAGUGUAAUCCCACACAGUGGCAGUACACAGAGUGGUCCAGGUGCACUAAAACCUGCGGAGGAGGAUUCCAGGAGAGGGUAGGGAGGUGUAUGGAUUAUCGUCAGAAUGAGCUUCCAGACACCGAGUGUGAUGACACAGGGAAGGUGAUGAUCCAGAAAUGUAAUGAACACCCCUGUCCGGAGUGGCACGCCAGUGUCUGGAAUGGGUGUUCCCAUACAUGUGGAGCAGGAAUCCGACACAGGAAGAUCUUCUGUUACCAAGGAAAAACUAAAGUCCCCGAGAAGGAAUGUGACAGAGACAGUCGGCCCUCAAACAUGGAAGUCUGCAAUCAGGGACCCUGUCCUAUUUGGCACACAUCAGGCUGGGAGAGGUGCUCUGUAAGCUGUGGACAUGGAGUUUCGGUCAGAAAUGUCCAGUGUCGAAGCAAGGAGGGCCAAAUCCUACGGGGUGGGGUUUGUGACCCCUCCAGUCGACCUUAUGACACAAGGAAGUGUUACAUGGGACCAUGCCCCCUAAAACCCCGCCUGAAAAUGGUAAAGAAGACAAAGUCCCCCAAAAUGAUGGACAUAAUGACCACUACUUCUACUACCCCUCCUCCUACAACUACUACAGAAAGAAAGACAACAACAACACAGCAACCAGUCAAGUGGAGAACCAGUGAUUGGUCUCAGUGUUCUGUGACCUGCGGGGAGGGCAGGAGGAACCGCUUUGUGAGAUGUGAGGAUGCUCAAGGCUAUGUGAGGAGCCCGUCCCUCUGUGGUCAACUGGACCGACCCAUCAGCUCAAAGGCCUGUUCAGAGCGACCUUGUGGAUACUGGAGGUCAGGCCACUGGGGACAGUGCAGUGUGUCUUGUGGGGAGGGAAAGAGGGUGCGUCAAGUCAUCUGUUUUAACUACAACCACCAGCGAACAUCAGACCACCAGUGUAAUGCUGCGAUCAGACCAGAAACCGCUCGCAAAUGUCAGAUGGGGGACUGCCCUGGGGACACUGUGUCAGAAGCACCCAAUAUAAGUACGACCUCCCCACUGUCUGUUGACUGGAGAACAGGUCCUUGGACCAAAUGUUCAGUUACCUGUGAUUCUGGCUGGCAGAGAAGAUUGGUGGUUUGUCUGUCUAACAAUGAACACAGUGAAAAAUGUGACGUCGACCGCAAACCAGAGGAGACUCGAGUCUGUAACAUGCCUCAGUGUCCAUCAUGGAAAACCGGGCUUUGGUCUCAGUGCUCUGUGAGCUGUGGUGGAGAUGGAAUACAAAGUCGUAGGGUGACCUGUGAAGUGAGCAACAAUCACAUCCUACAAGACACCAUGUGUAACAGCACACAGCGUCCAAUUGUCAGACAGGCCUGCAACAGUGGCCCAUGCCAGACUAAGCGCCGCUGGAAAGUGGACCCUUGGCAAUCGUGUUCAGUGACGUGUGGUAGAGGACAUCAGCAGAGGAGUAUUAAAUGUGUUAAUGAUUCUGGAGAUGAGCAGGAUCCUUCAAAGUGCAAAGCCAGUAAACCUCGCAGCAUUAAACAGUGUCACAUGGGUCGUUGUCCAAAAUGGCACAGGGAGAAGUGGUCUCGUUGCUCAGUUACAUGUGGUAAAGGCCUGAAAACUCGAAAACUGACUUGUAAAACCCGAUACUUACAAGUCGUGGAUUCUGCCUACUGCAGCAGUACCCGGAAACCCAAAACGCAGAAAGUUUGUACAAGAAGGACAUGUUCAGACUUUACAUGGAGGAGGGCACCAUGGAGCCAGUGCUCCCAGACCUGUGGUUUUGGAACAAAAGACAGGGAGGUAUACUGUGUUGACCGUCGUGGACAGCGGGUUGACGAUUUACUUUGUGGACCGCAGCACAAGCCAAAAUCACGCAGACGCUGUAACGAGUUCCCAUGUCCCUAUAUCUGGAAUACAUCACCUUGGUCAAAGUGUAAUGCCACCUGUGGUGAGGGAAUGCAGACAAGAACUGCUCUCUGUCAGGCUGUGACUAAAGAGGGGUGGAUCUUACCGGGGUCCGUGCCUUAUGGCUGUCGACGAGAAGAGAAACCACCCACUGUGCAGACCUGUAACUUUGGAGACUGUGGCUCCCCCCAUCACUGGGUCGUGGGGUCAUGGGGAAAGUGCUCCUCCCGAUGUGGUUGGGGGAAACAGCGACGACUUGUAUUGUGUGUCGACGUUCUUGGAAGACGUCGGUCUCGUAAACAGUGCUCUCUAGACUUACGACCAAUAGCGCAACAAAAGUGUUAUAGCGGACCAUGUUAUGCAAGAUCCUGUUUAGAGCUGAAGGAGAAAACAAAGAUUCGUCAUGAUGACACGUACAGUAUACUUGUCAAACGACGAAUACUUCAGAUAUACUGCAAGAAUAUGAGAAAACAACCAUAUGAAUUCAUCACUCUACCAGCUGGGAAUAACUUUGCUGAAAUCUAUGGAUUAAAACUACAACGACCAAAUCAUUGUCCGAAUAAUGGUACUCGAUCUGACGAGUGUGAAGCAUGCAGAGAUAAUCAUUACAAAGAAGAGGGUAACACAACAUACACCAAAAUACGGAUAGACCUCACAUCACUAAAAAUCAUCACCAAUGACACUACCUUUACCACAGGCAGCUAUGGAAAGAGCAUUCCAUUUGCAACAGCAGGGGACUGUUACAGUUCACAGGGAGAUUGUCCACAGGGUCGGUUCAGUAUCAACUUGGCAGGGACUGGAUUUAUUGUAUCUAAGAAUACCAGCUGGACUUUAAGUGGUCUCAGUGCCUCCAAAAAGAUUCAAAUCUUGAAUGAUGGUGAGGUUGUACAGGGUCAGUGUGGGGGCUACUGUGGAAAGUGUCUUCCUGACCCAGCUACUGGACUCCAACUGGACACCAGGCACUGACCAAUGCCAACUUUAGGUACUUGGUAUAUUAAAUGAAAAAAAAAUCUUGCCGAGUUCUUGCACCUGACUCACAAUUCCGUCCUUGGAUACUUACAAAUGUCUCGACAAGUCUCAGUUGUAUUCAGGUUGUCAAGGACAUCCCCAAGGGAACACAGGGUGAGAUGCAGUGAGGUCAAAGGUCGAAGGUCGAGAAACAGAGGUGUUAUAAACCUUAUCACUGUAGUCAUCCCCUCUUCUCCAGAGUGUCAGUUUGACAGAGGACCUCAAAGCUGCACUACAGGCAUUUCUGAUCUCCAGGUGAACUGAUAUUUAACUUUUUUGAGAAACCCAUAUUCUUACCAUGCAUAAUUCAUAACUGCAUUAUGUAUAUCAUGCACGUAACUCACAAACUUCAUACAUCUUGUCUUCUCAGAAAAUGCUCUGUUGAGUUCCAUACACUGCUAAUUUUUUUUGUUUAGAAUUGUAUGACAGUAUGUUUGCAUUGGUUUAUAGUUCCAAAUCUGUUGAUUCAUUGAUGGAACUCUCUUCAAAUAAAUUUUGGAAAGAAACACUUGCGACAAAAAUAUAGCUACAACAAGAAAAUUAAAUAGCCACAAGUCUUGUAUUUAGAUUAAUUUACAGGGUAAUGUCUUGAUGUUUCACACAUUUAGUUUUUGUGUUUCUGACAAGUCAUAACUGUAUCUUUUUAAUGAGAAAAAAAUGCAUAUGUUUGAAGAUCAGUUGUAAAUGUGAGUAUGACAUCUAUUUAAAAGGCCAGUUUUCUUGUUUUAGAAGAGAUUGUUAUAUGUCUGUUCAUCAUAUCGUGUAUAUCCUGAACUAAAGAACAGCUACACAUCCUAUAUAUAUAUAUAUAUUAAAGUGAAGUGUACAUGCAAGUGCAAUAUUUAUGACUAAGUAGUGUUGAAUUUUGUUGCCUGUUUAAAUGUAUAUGGUGCUGAACACAUGUUCAAAGUCUUACUUUUUGAAUUUACAUGUAUAUUUGAAGAUGGUUAAUGAAAUGACACAAUUUGUUGACAUUUUUAAAGGAAUAGAAAUAGAAAAUUAACUUCAUGUUAAUUCCAUCUUCCCUAAUUUUUUUUUUUUUUUUUUUUUUUUGUUCUUUUUUCCCCACAUGCAAAAUUGUGAACAAUGAAUGAAGAGAUUUGAUUAGAUAUACAAAUCUUCAUAAAUUUCUUAUUUCUACAGGGAAAUUAUUUUGAAUUAAGGACAUACGCAACGUACCUUACCUACUGAUAAUUUUUCAAGAUAUUCUUAAUUUAAGAUUAUAGUGCCAUCAAAUGUUCGUAGACAAAAAAUCGGCAUGCAUUA
Molecule: messenger RNA, 7257 nt
Organism: Saccostrea echinata
Lineage: Eukaryota; Metazoa; Mollusca; Bivalvia; Ostreida; Ostreidae
Product: A disintegrin and metalloproteinase with thrombospondin motifs 9-like
Biological process (GO): extracellular matrix organization; proteolysis
Cellular component (GO): extracellular matrix
Molecular function (GO): zinc ion binding; metalloendopeptidase activity
Source: RefSeq, a predicted model, not a curated record